Lepisosteus oculatus (spotted gar) is the source of this 632-nucleotide messenger RNA. Lineage: Eukaryota; Metazoa; Chordata; Actinopteri; Semionotiformes; Lepisosteidae. The record is from RefSeq and is a predicted model, not a curated record.
GGGCAGAUUAUAAACACCAUCUGAGAGUAAAGAGCUCACUGACAAGAUGAGAACUUCAGUUGAAUAUCUGCUGCUGCUCUGCAUGGCUGCUGUGGCCACUGUGUCUCUAGCAAAGAAGACCUUCAGCUACACGGAUGCUCUCUCAGCAGCGACAGCUCAUUACAACCAGGAAAGUGUGGAGACUAAUGCUUUCAAACCUCCCAAAGUAGCUCCUCUAAAGGGAAUGUCAAUGUUCAUUCCUGGUGAUGGCUCUGGAACCGAGUAUACUAUAAGAUUCAUUUUGAAGGAGACUGUGUGCCCCAAACUUGUGGAUUAUGGAAAGGAAGAAUGUGACUUCAAGGAAAAUGGGUCUUUAAAGAAGUGCACAGGUCUUGUCACGGUUGUGAGGGCUAAGCCAGGAGAAGCAAGCGCUGUAGUAGUGACCUGUGAAGAAGUUACAGACCCAGAAGAGCGCAAGAAACUUGAAGAACCACCCAGCUGGUGGUAUCUUUUUGGUGGAUCAUAAGAACAUGUCAGGAAUAGCAGUAUUUUCCCAGAAGCUCACCUGCGGACUUUUGUGACCAAGAUUUAUGUUUAUCAUUGUACUGACCAUUGUGGAUGAUUUGAUUCAAUAAAGCUCUUUUAUUACAUGC